Molecule: messenger RNA, 1047 nt
Organism: Daldinia vernicosa
Lineage: Eukaryota; Fungi; Ascomycota; Sordariomycetes; Xylariales; Hypoxylaceae
Exons: 5
Coding region: 1-1047 (348 amino acids)
Source: RefSeq, a predicted model, not a curated record
AUGGCAUACCUUCCUACAUGGAGAUGGCUGACGCUCGCAGUUCGUCCGAGUCGCUCGUUUGGCCGGCCGUUCGCUCGUUGUCUCGCCGUGUCUAUCCUCCCCAUCGCUCUACCACACAAUGAGCAGCCCAGCGGUCCGCCGGUUCCAACAGGGCCGUUUAUCGACCCGGCGAAAGAGUCGCUGCCUCCCAGAGCCGUGCUCCUAGUAGCGCCCGUAACCACAUUCUUCAUCUUAGCGAUACUAUGUAUCGGCCUUCGACUGUGGGCGAAGCGCAUAAAGAAGAUCUCGCUUCGGUUUACUGACUACGCUAUCAUUGUUGCUGCCGUCUUUUCGGUGGGGUAUCUAUCUAUCUGCUGGCUAGUGGCUGAACAAGGCGGCGUUGGCUUCCCGCUUGUACGAGUGGCUCCUCCGCAGCGUACACUUACACAAAAGUCGCUCGUCAUAGCAUGGCUCCUGCAAGCGUGGGCCAAUACCUUCGUGAGGUUGUCCAUCCUCGACUUCAUCGCGCAAGAAGGUCGCCUUGACUGUGGUAUUCGGUCUUGUGUCUGCUUUGCUACAGCAUGGCGUACAUACAACGUGGUCCACUUCUCCACCCCAGAAGCAAGAUUAAAUUUCACCAUGACGGUCGUCGAAGAUGCCCUAUGGUCCGGACUCGAGAUCAACCUCGGCAUCAUCAACACGUAUCUCCCCGUCAUGCCCGCGGCGCUGCAGCGAAUCUUCAAGAUUCCUUUUCUCAGGCUCAUCUCCUUUUCAACAUGGCGCCCCGCUAGCGGCUCCGAAGCCUCAGGCUUAAGGCCGACGUGGAUGCGUCUCGGCAGCACCAAGGGCGACAAGAGCGGAAGCAUCUCCUGCAAGGUCGAGUACUCGGUAGAUAUCGAGGCAAACCCCAUGGGCCAUAUCCCGAUGGGGAACAUGGGCUCAACGACGAAGCUGGCCGAAAACCAGUGGCCGACGUAUAACUACACUGCUACAAAUCAGUAUCAUCCCAGCGGGAAGCCGCAAGGUCUCCCGGAGCAAUAUAUUCAAAAUCAAUAUCAUGCUCAAUAA